Acinonyx jubatus (cheetah) is the source of this 13617-nucleotide messenger RNA. RefSeq lists its product as uncharacterized. The coding region runs from base 1840 to 12495 and encodes 3551 amino acids. The transcript has 64 exons. The record is from RefSeq and is a predicted model, not a curated record. Gene Ontology annotation, molecular function: lipid carrier activity. NCBI's taxonomy places the organism in Eukaryota, Metazoa, Chordata, Mammalia, Carnivora, Felidae. Gene Ontology annotation, biological process: lipid transport.
UGCUGCGGGGGAGGGGGGACCGGCCGGGGAGCUGGCUGGCGGUCCUGGUGGGGCUGGGCCAUCUUGGCCCCAUCCCGGGUCCCCCCUCUGAGGGCUGCAUGGUGCUAUCUCGUCUCGCCUCGUCUCAUCCCUGUGAUACUGACUCGUCCUUCGUUCUGGGAUGUCUGCCAAGAAGGUGAUUAAGCGGGGAGUCUGGAGGUUCCCACGGGCUGGCGGGGGUGGGGGGGCCUUCUUGUGACUCAAUCUGAAGGGCCUGGCAGUAUAAAUACAGGCAUUGUUCUCUCCCCCAGACUGGGACCCUCUUGCAGAGAGCUGGAAUUAGCAUUCCAAUGUGCCUUGGGUACCCUUCUGGCUGUGGGUGGGGGUGCGGGCCGGGCUGGGGUCCCACCCCCUGGACCCUACUGAUGUGGGGCCAGGAAGGGGUGAACAGAGACCCCGGGUGCCGAGUGUCUGAGGAACUCUGUGGGCUCCGGGCUGUCCUGGGGAAGCCUGGGGCUCCUUCCCCAAGUCCUGCUGCUCUCCAAGCUCCUGAGCUCCAGACAUCUGGGAGUUUCUCACAGCCUUUCAAAAAGAUCUCAAAAAGCCUGCUUCAGAUCCUGUGUCUGCCUCUCUCUCUGCCCCUCCCCCGCCCAUGUUCUGUCUCUCUCCCUCUCUCAAAAAUAAAUAGAAAACAUUUUUUGAAAAGAUCUCACAAAGGUUAUCAGUCCAAAAUAUGAAAGAAAAAAAAACCCUGCAAAAUCAACACGACCAAAUGUCUCAGUGACUGCACAGCCUAAUAGCUAAUGGAGAGGCACCUCCUGAAACCCUUUCUCUGUAUCCUCUCGUUGAACCCUCACUAGGACCUCGUGGGGUAGGUGGCUUUUUUUUUUUUUUUUUAAAUCCCUACUUCAUGUUUGCGCAGGGAAGCCAAGGCACAGAGCAGUUAGGAAACUGACCCAGAGUCACACAGCAGAGUUGGGAGUUUGAACCCAGGCGGUCUGUGCUUCUCCAUCUAGUACUUACGGGCUUGAAUAGAAGUAAUGUUUGACUUAGGCGUGUUUUAAUUCUGUGUGACCAAGGCAAGGGCCCUCAGGUCCUCAGGAGGAACGAAGUGCCCGUUUCCCUGGUGACCUCCCCCGUCUGCUGCUCUGCAUUUUCCUACAAGACCCUGGGUCUCAUUGGUCCAUGUACAUGUUGGGAGUCAGGGAGGCGGGAGGACCCAUCCCAAAUCUAGGACUUUCUGAGAGGACAGAUGCUCUUCAGAGAGUUUUGGUGUACAUGAGGCUGCCUUCACUUCUGGCCCGAGUGUGGUUCCCCAGGGCCCAGAUUUAUGGCGGAAAGAGGAGGUGUGAGGGUGAGAGGUGGGAAGAAAAGGGAGGACGUCGCUCAGAGGAAGUGACCUGUGUGUUCCAAGGACUCUCGGGCAUGUUGGGGCUGGUCCAUCAGCAUUUCCAUUUUCGAGAUGAGCAAAUCGAGGCCAGAGACUAUUGACAGGCAGAUGAUGAGGGUGGGGGUGGGGCGUCUGGUCGUGGGCAGGCGUGGGCUGGCUUGUGGGGCCUCCAGCUCUGGGAGCCUCCCGUUUCUGCAGUGAUGCUGGGGAUCUGCCUCCCAUUCGGUCACAUCCCUACUCAGAGCCACCAUUGUGUCAAGGUUGAAAACCUUUUCUGAGCUUCGGAACCUUUCUGCCAUCUCAGAAAAGAAAAGAAAAAUGCUGAUGUUGGCCCAGGACUGAACAUCAGAGGCAACCUGCCAGUUGUUGGUUCCUGUUCGAUGCCAGGGGUCCUCGCCCCUGCUUGGUGACCGAGGCAGCCGCUGGUGGACGCCCUGCCCUCCUGUGGCACCGAGCCCUGUGUGGGCCUCAUGAAGGACCUCAUCAUGUCUGGAGAGGUAGAGGUGGACGAGAUAGAGGCGUGGCUCUGGUCGCUGGCCUUCAUCCCACAGCCCACAGAUGCCAUGGUCCACACGCUGCUGCCGCUCCUGCAGACCCCGGGGGCCAGCCCCAGCGCCUUUCUGGGCAUCUCGGCCCUGGCGCACAACCUCUGUGCCUCUCUGGACGGGCCCUGCGGACACCUGCCUGGUGUCGGCUCCCUCGUGAGGAUCCUGGGAGAGGCCUUGGAUGCCAACUGCACCCUCCAGGAGCCCUCGGACGCUGACCAGCUCCAGCUCGUGCUGAAGGCGAUUGGCAACGCGGGCCUGGCGGCCGCCGCUCUCACCCCUGCUCUGAGCACUUGUGCGUCUGAGAGGAGCUGCCCCCCUGAAGUCCGGCUGGGGGCCAUCCAGGCCUUCCGGAGAGUUCCCUGCUCUGCAGACCGAUCUGUGCUCUCCCGCCUGUACCAAAGCCCCGAGGAGGACGCUGAGAUCCGCAUCAAUGCCUACCUGGCCCUGAUGAGGUGUCCUGGCGAGGAGGUGUUCGCCCAGGUGCGGCACACCCAGGCCGGCGAGCGGUCUACCCAGGUGGGUUCCUUUGUGUGGAGCCACCUGCUGCAGCUGCUGGAGACCGAUGACCCUCUGAAGCGCGCUCUCCGGGAGACCCUCCCUGAGGACAUCCUCAGCCAGGAGUUCCAUCCGGAGGCCUGGAAACACUCAUCCUAUUCUGACGUCACGUUUCGCUCAGUGUCUGGCAGCCUGGGAGCCAACCUGGAGCGGACCCUUCUCUUUUCUCCAGCCUCCUUCCUCCCCCGUUCCGCCAUGACUAACCUGACCAUCCACGCCCUAGGUCAUGCCUUCAACUUCCUGGAGCUUUGCCUCCGGCUGGAAAAUGCAGAGAAAAUGGUCCAUAGGCUGUUCGGCGGGAAGUCCUUCUGGGGGCAGGAAGAGGAGGGAGAGGCUCAAGCAGAGAAGUCCCCAGAGCCAGAAGAAGGGUCCACCCCACAUGCCAGCAGCCCUGACUGUCUGGGAGAAAGGUACAGAAAGGUGACCUGGAGGCGCACAGAGAGGCGGGCACUGCGCUGUGAGCUGAGCGUGAAGGUGUUCGGGCACGAGCUGAGCGUCAUGAACUGCGGGGUGAUGGGGAGCCGCUUGGGUCGCCAGUCCUUGAGCCUGGCCGAGCUGGCAGUCAAGCUCCUGAAGGGGCAGGAGGUACAGGUGAACCGGAGGCUGAACCUGGCCUUGGAGGAGCUCACCUUUCCCACCAUGUCUGGCCUUCCAGCCCGGCUGACCCUAAAUGCCUCGGCUGCCAUCAGCGUCCGAGUGCGAGGCACUGCCAGCUUCCAGCAGCCCCUGGAUUUCUCUGUGAAUGGUUACGUCAAGCCCAGUGCCCUGCUCCGGAUCUCAGCGCAGAUGGGCACGGUGGGUGCCCUGGGGCAGGCCGGGCUGAGGUGGGUGACCGGCAUCCGGGGCACCGCCAGCCUGGAUGGCGGGAUCCAGGCGAGGAAGAGUCGAGACCUCAAGGUGCAUCUGAACACGCCCGAGGAGCCUGUGGAGCUGCUCAGCCUCAGCUCUAAGCUGUACCUCGUCACCGGGGAUGGCGUGAGGAGCCUCAGUAAUGCCCGCAGCCCUUCUGAGGCCCAGUCCUGUACUGACAAAGAAGGGUCCCGCACCUGGGGCUGGCAGCUGUGCACAGAAGUCACGUGGCCACCAGCUGGUCAGCCCUCCCUGCUCUCGCUGCCUGUGUUGGCGGCUGUGACACUGAAGAAGCAGGACCAGGGCCUUCAGCAGUACCUCCUGGAAGCUGCUUAUACCUUCCACCCCCAGAAGGACGGCUGGCUCCCUCGGGAAGCUUCGGCUCAUGUCUUCAUGGGCACGCCCAAGUCACACGUGCCCAGGGACGUCGGGGUGGACGUCAGCUACAGCUUGCCCCAGGGGAGGUUCCGGCUCAAGCUUCUGCAUCUCAGGAAGAAAUUGGAGCUAGACGGAAAGAUCGAGACUCUCCAGAGCGGCCGCGUGGGUCACCUGGAGCUGAUAAUGGACGACCGAGACGUCUACUACAUCAAGGGCCGGAGUGACCUGUGGCCAGCAGCUGGCGGUGAGCCCCAGCGGUUUGAGGCCCAGCUGGAGGCAAAGCUGGUGACGGCGGGCCGCCCUGUGGUCCUCACCGGGCACUUCAGCCGGCAGGCAGGCAGCCGGUUGGCCUUCUCCCUGUUGCUGAGCAACGUGCUGAGUGACCAGGCCCACCUGUCAGUGCUGCUGGAGAAGAAGGCGGAGGACGGGCUGCAGGUCGUGGUCCUGGGCGGCGAGCUCUCUGUGCCAGGUUUCGUGGGGCUGCGCGUCCUGGGUCUGGUGCAGCAGUGGGGCCGCCUCUGGACCAGCUCCCUGAGGAUCAAGUACGGCCUCCUGGGUCAGGCGAGGCAGCUGGCGCAAGAAUGUGGCACCAGCCAGAAGCUGCGAACGCACAGUGGCUCAGAGGCAGCUUAUGAGCUAGAGCUGGACCACGAGCUCCACUGCACGCAGGCCCCAGCGCUCAGCCACAAGCUUCAGCUCCGGCACGAGGAGGGCUCGGGCCACCUUCACUCCCACCUGGAGGUGAGCUAUGGGAAGCACUGGAACGAGAGCAGCGGUAAGAGGCAGUUCCGCAUCAGCCAGACCUUCCAGAAUGACUCCGGCCCGGCCCUGAGCAAUUACUUCGUGGAGUUUGCGCUCCAGGUGCCGGAGAGGCAGGUGGAUUACCGUACGCAGCUGUACCACUUGAGCCUUCGGCAGCCCCACUUGGAGAGCAGCACACACCUGAAGGUUCAGGACAAUGGACAGCUGCCCUUUGCGGCCGGCUUGCGGUGGAAAGACACCUCUAGAGCUACCCUGUGGAAAUGGGAAGGAGCCUUGAACCUGGAUAGUCCCUGGCUGAUGGUCUCGAUGGCUCACAGGCUGUACUGGCCCCACCGGCCCACUUUCCAGGCUGUCCUGGAGCUGACGCUGGGCAAAGCUCGGACCCUCAAGAACCUGGUGAUAAAAGUGGCCGGCAGGCGUCGGGGCCGCGACAGGGAGGGCAAGAUCCACAUCUCCACCCCGACUACCACUUACCUCCGGGUGUCCACGGCGAUGGCCUUGGCACAGAGCCUCUUCCGCAGCCGGACUGAAGUAGAAUCAGCGUGGGGUGCGACUUUGAAGAGUGAGAUCCACGCAGAGAACAGCCAGGAGCUUAAGAUACUGCACGGCUGGUUGAAGGGCCCCCUGCAGGAGGUGAACUUAACGGCAGCUUACAGGCACAUGGAGCAGCCUCGGAAGACCCACGUGUCACUGGUGGCUCUGGUGACCAGCAUGAGUGGCCGGCCUCAGGGCCUGGAGCUGGAGGGCAAGCUGGAGGAGGUGACGCGUGACGGGAGGUUGUACCAGAAGCGGGGGACCUUCCUCCUCAGGCACCCCUUGCCUCUGCCCAUCCCGCGGAGUCUGCUCCUGCAGGAGACCUUCACGGCGGACAGGCAACACCAGCGAUGCUCCCUGGAAACCAGGCUGGUCCUGAACGGCCGAGAGGAGACCCUGCAGACGAUAGUCCUGGGCUACCAGGCAGGACACACCUACGUGUGUCUGGGCCUGAACCACCCGUACAGCAGCAAGGCUGUCCCUGGGAACGCGGAGGGUUGUGCUGCUGCUUGGAGUCAGCACGCCGCUAAGAGCAGGGAGGUGGAAGCCACCUUGAAAGUCAACCAGAACGUCGUGCUGCACUUAAGGGGUCUGCACCAUGACAGAUCUCAGGGUGAGGAAAUCUGGCACCGCCUGGCCCUGAACGCAUCUCAUUCCUCCCAGCUGAGGCUCCCCCAGGCCCUGAGUUUGGAUGGGGACGUUGUCUUCAGACGGGGUCCCCCGGGACUGUUUGACUUCAGUGUGGACGCAAGGGCUACCGCCAGCCCCAACAUCCCAACCCAGGUCUCAGUCCAGCUGAACGGAUCUGACUCCCACUUGGUGUUCCUCUUCCAGCUCAGGCAUCCCUACAGACCCCCAUUUCCUCCAUACUUGCAGGUGCAGGCGACUGCCCGGCGAUACAAAGACCACAGCGUCGGCGGCUCCCUGUCUGUGCACGCCUCCGACCGUGAGCUGCUUCUGCUGGAGGCCGACAGCAGCCAGGACACCCGGAGAAGCAGCAGGGCCUGGGGCGCCAGUGUCCUCCUCCGCCAGGCAGUCCUCCGCGCCCCCAGGGCUGUUCAGCUGCAGCUGUCCAGCAAGGUGGCCCCAGCCAGGGUUUGGCUGUUGUACAAGGUGCUGGUGGACCAGAGCACAGCACAGCUUGUCCUCAAGGCUUCCGCGGAGCAGAGGGGAGGCCAGGUCCUGACCCUGCAGAGCCAAGCGCAGCACACGGUGGCUGGCUGGCCAGCUGUGCCCCACCUCCUGACCCUCAAGGGCGUGUUGAAGCAGAAGGAGACAUUCAGAGAGGGUACCAUCAGGGUCACUGCUGACUCAGCUGUGCUGGGUUUCCUCCUGCGGGACAAGCAUGAGAACGCAGGGAACAGCACCAGCAUGCACAGCGUCACCUGCAUCCUCGCCCAGAACGGCACCCGCGCCUUGCCAAGAGAGCUCUGGCUGAGAGGGCGGCUGCAGGCCCAGACGGGGAGCCUGGGGGGCCAGGCCAACCUCCGUGCCGAUGCAGCCAGCCUGGCUCUGGGUGGGGUCUGCGCCUGGGGCCCUGGGCAUGGCCGGCUCUCAGGCAGCCUGAGUCACAACAUCAGCACCCUGAGUGAAGCAGGACUCCCCUCGGAGGCGGAAAUGCUCCUGUCACACACCCACGUGGCUUCCAACCUCUCCACAAGCUUUAUGGCACGGAGCGCGCAGGCUCAGCUGGACGCAGCGCUUGGCCUGGACGGCCUGGCCCCCGGCGCCCCGGGUUACCUGCUCCGCGCCAGCCUGGCCCACACGGUGCCCGGCCUCAGGCGCUGGGGCCUCCCGUUCUCCGUGGACGGCCGCGGACACUUCCAGAGCGCGGGACACCGUGUGGCGGCUGGGCUGACGGCGAGUGUGGACGGCGAGCAGCUCCACUUGGCCCUGGAGGCGAGGCGACAGCCUGGCCACGGGGGCCUGGCCCUCGAGCUGCACCAUGGCCUCUCGGCGCUCCUGGGCACCGUGCCCGCGUGGCUCCAGGUCAACUGUAGUGGAGACGCCUCGUCUGCCCAGCUGUCAGGGCUCUGCUGGGGGGACUUCGCCCAGCAGCUUCUGGAGGAUCUGGCUGUGUUGUCUUUGAACGGCUCCCUCCUGGUCCACACCCACACGGCCAGUCUGGCGGCUCAGAUAUCUUCUGGGGACACCUUCGCCCGGGCCCACGUCCACACAGCCUGCGGCCACCGCCAUAUCCAUCUGGACACCGGCCUCCAGCACGCAUGGCCUCCAUUUGAGGCUCUGGGGGUUGCCCCCGACAACCACAUCCAAGUGUCCGUGGCGGGAGACGAACCCACCGGGGCCGGGCUGGCGGUGGCCCUGGGCCAGUGCACCCUGACUGCCCGUGGGGACAUCAGCCCCGAGGCCAACACCACAUACACCAACUGGACCCUGUCAUUGGUGAAUCGCUGCUCCUUGCUGGAGGCAACAGGCCUCCCACAGGCCCUGCACGCCGAGGGCAGCCUGAGCUGGAGCCCUUGUGAGGUCAAUCUGGCCUCAAGCCUGCAAAGUGACCCUGGAGACGCCCACCUGCUGCUGGCCCUCACCUGCGGGCCCCAGACCUUGGUCGUCGGGCGCCUGGCCCACUCCCUGCCCCUGCUGGGCCGCCUGGGUCUGCCACCCAGCAGCGCCAUCAGCCUGGCCGCCCAGCCCCGGCCCCCUGCCCGCAGCUCCCUGGCCCUCCAGCUGGGGCCGUGCCAGCUGCAGGGCUCGCUGGAGCAGCACGUGGAGAACCAGAGCACGUGGACGCUGGCUGCCGAGCCGGGCUGCCCGUUGCUGGAGGGCCUGGGCCUCCCAGCCCGGACACAGCUCAGCGGCUCUCUGCGCGCUGCAGAUGGGGAAGCAGACGUAUCGGGGUCCCUCGUGUCGGCCGGCCGCACUGCCUCCCUGACCUUGGCGGCCGCCUUGCACCGGUCCGAGGCCACGCUCCGAGUGAAGCUGAGUCACACGCUGCCUGCGCUGCGGGCUGUCCCCCCAGAGGCCCUGCUGACCACCCAGCUUGGGUGGGAGUCCGGGCGCCGACUGGAUCUGCGGCUGCGGGCGGGGGCCUGUGAGCUGCAGGGCAGUGGGGAGCUGCACCUGGGCCCCAGGCUGCAGUGGCGGGUGUUGGCCCAGAGCUCCUGCGAGGCCCUGCAGGCCUUGGGCGUCCUGGGCCGAGUCAACAGCUCCGGCUACGUCGAAGUGAGCUCUGUAGCUGUGGACGCCCGAGCACUGGUCGCAGUGGACAACAGCACUUUGCGGGGGCUGCUCAUCUUCAAGACUGCCGAGAACCAGCGGGAGGUGGAGGUUUCGCUCACGCACGACCUGCCCCAGCCCGGCCCCUCGGGUCUCCCAGCCCACGCCCUGCUGCAGCUGGCCACCGAGAGGCAGGGGCCCCGCUACAGAGGCACCCUGAGGGUCGGAGUGGACGGCAGACAGGUGUCCGAGGAGCUGACGUUCACUCAGCAGCCGGAGCACAUCUCCCUGGAGUACACCCUCCAGCACGAUGUUCCCAUGCUGCGGACGCUGCAGGUAGAGGACACACUGGGCCUGCGGGCCGCUGUGGAGGUUCCUGGCCGCGGCUCCAGCUUCGAGCAUUCCGGACACAUCUUGGUGGGGCCCACCUCCCUGAGCUACUCCGUGAGCUGCUGUCGCCGUGCUGGGCACCUGGAACUUGCUGGCUGGAGCGAACACAACAGCGUGACCCUGCUGUGGGCCGGACUCCCGCGCAAGGCCCGCCUUAGCGCCAGGCUGCAGACGCUCGAGACCCAGACCGAGGCCAGCGUGGCCCUCCACGGAGGGGAUGGUGGGGUCAGCGUGGACGUGGCAGCGUUGGUGGCCUGGCCGAUGGACGGCACUCUGGAGCUGAUGGUGAAUGCCAGCCACGCGGUACCCACUCUCCGGGGGCUGGGCCUGCCCUUCACCAGCCAGCUCGUGUUCCAGAAGCUCUGGGCAGAGGGACAGAUGCACUCUUACCUGCAGCUGACCUGUGAUUCUCAAGCCAGCCUGGUCCUUGACGUGCGUGGCCAGAACCAGGUGCUCAGCAAAGAGCUGCAGCUCUCCGGCCGGCACCACCUCCCUGGCCUUCUGGGCCGCUGCCCCCGCACAGCCUCAGCCAAGCUACAGUACUCCGAGCAUGAGGCUGAGAGCGCGAUUUUCGUGGCGGUAGAAGAGCAUCAUUUCCACGUGGGCACCAGGGUGGUGACCGCGAAGGCCAGUGUCACCAACAUCAUCAGGCUGGAACAGACCUUCCCCCAGUUCAGCACCCUUCCUGCGGAGCUGGUCCUGCAGACCUCGUACGAGAGAGCCCAUGGGACACGCACCCUGCACCAGACACUUCUGUGGGAUGACCAGGUGGUGACCCUCCACGGGAGCCUCUCUGGGUCCUUCCCCAGACCCCCAGGGAACCUCAGCCUCCAGGUGGAGCUCACGCACCAGCUGCCCCUCUCCCUGCCACGACACUGCAGUCUCAGCCUGUCCUCCGAGCAUUCACGACGUGGACGCCGGGACCACCUGGCCGUGGGCUGGGAUGGCAAGGACCAGGUGGUGGUCUCCUCCUCUCUGCAGUUGGGGAGGGACAAGCUGGCCGCCCGCCUGGCCCUGGCUCAGCCCUUCAACCUCUCCUGGUGGUGCAUGGAGGCCAGCGGCCUUGCUGAGAGCAGGGGUGGCAAGGAGAGCUGGCAGGUGCAGCUGGCCUUGGACAGAGGGCAGCCCGUGACCUUGCACCUCACCUGGGCUGACAGGUCCUCGGGGUACGAUACCAUCUGGGACGGCUGCCUGGCCGCCUCCCCGGGGCAGUUCCGGGCCACCUGGGGCCUGGGCGCCCUCAGGGCCUGUGGGGCCUUGACACAGACCACGGCCGUGUUCAGCGAGCAGCUCGACCUGUCCUGGGACCGACGCCGGGUGCGGCAGAACCUGACCUAUGAGAGGCACUGGCCGUCCCAGCCAGACCAGAUCCAUGCGGGCGUCGUGCUAGAGCAUAUCUUCACUGCCUCCUGCGCCACCCAGAGCUUCCGGGGAGAAGUGGAGACCGACUACAGCCACUGGCUACACCAUUCCCUGCACCUGGGGCUCUGUGACCUGCCCAGGGCUCUCUCAGUCUCUGGGGAGCACACCCUGGGCCACGGUGAGCUCCUGCUUCGUUCCCACUGUCGGCUGGGCCUUGCCCCGGACCCAGACCAUGGCCUACACCUCAGCCUGACCCUGCGCAACCACAGCAGGCCUCGGACACCAGACUUCUCCGGGGAGCUGGAGAUCCUCAGCCCCGAGGCUCAGCGGCUCGGCCUCUGGGGCCGGGUUUCCGCCCCGGCUUCUCGGUGUGUGGUCCAGCUGGAGGGAACCGUGGACGAUGGCAACGCGAAAGCGAGGCUGUCGGUGUCCCGGGCCCGGGGCUGCCUCCAGGCCUCUGUGGCCCACGAGGAAGGGAGCCGACAGGAGAGCGUGGUGCUGCGGGCGUGUGCCCGCGGGCGGAUGGCUGAGGCCGAGGUGCUGCUCCAGGACAGCGGGAGGCCCGUUCAGCCGCUGGGACGCCUGACCCUGCAGGCUGCCAACCAGAGUGUCCGCCUGGAGGCGCAUGGCUGCCUGGGGACCCUGCUGGGCUGCAUGGAGUCUAGUGUGGCAGCUAUUGGGUCCCAAGUGCAAGCCCAGCUGGAGAAGAGGAUGCGAGGCUUGGAAGCCUAUGUGGAAACGUUCCGGCGCCUGGUGAAGCCGGCGGGCCCCCUGGACGGUGUGGCGGGCCCCCUCCUGCACUUGUCACGUGCGGGGCUGGGAGCCGUGCGGGAAGGUGGCCGGGCGGUGGCCGCCCUGUGGGGCCAGAGCCGGGCCCGGCAGGCGCUGACCCACCACUUGCCGCUCUACCUGGAGAGGCUGCAGGCGGGGCUGGAGCAGCUGCGGAAGGAGGUGGAACGGCCCCUGGCCACGCUGAAGGAGGCUUACCUGGAGGUCACGCUGCGGCCCCUGGACGAGGUGUGGCAGGAGCGGGCCGAGUCUGCCAUGCGGUGGUUGCGGGCCCUGGGGCCCAGGCCCAUCGCGGCCACCUUGGAGCUGGCCACACGCCAGAUGCUGUCUUGGGCCGAAGCCACUUUGUCACAGGCUCUGAGGAGGCUCUGCAAGCCUUUGCUGGACGUGUACAGCUUCUCGGCCAGGAACUGCUCGUUGCUGGUGACGCUGCCACUGUUGCCUGCAGGGGACGAGCCCCUGGCUGUGGCCCGGGUGACCGGCUACCUGGUGGAGAAGCUGGUGCUGCCCUUCCGCGAGCUGUACGGGACCAACGUGCUGGCCGCGUACUACCGGCUCAAACACCGCCUGCUGCAGAGCCCCCAUGAGUACCAUGCUGUGGUGGCCGGGGCCAGGCACGUGGUGACCUUCGAUGGCCAGGUAUGGAGCCUGGGUGUCCACUGUGGGAGCCUGCUGCUGGCCAAGGACUUUGCUCACAACACGUUCUCGUUGACGCUGAACCGGGCCAGUUCAGGGCUCACGUCCGUGUCAGUGCAGCUGAACCACACUUCCCUCGUGUUCUACCCCCGCCUGAAGACCUACAGGCUGUACGAGUCCUCUGAGCCCAGGCAGAGCUGUCUGCACCGAGAUCUGCCCCCUCCCGCGACGAGGAGGGAUGUGCCCAGGGUCAAGCUGGCCAGUGAGGACGGCGUCUCAAUCACCUGUGACGUUCGGGCUGGCCUCUGCAGCGUCACUCUGGGCCUCUGGCUCCACGGUGGGUCUGGGCCCCAGCUGGGGGCCUCCGGGCCCAUGGGGUCGGCCAUGUGGCGACCACAGCAGGUGUCCGAGGCCAAUGCGGCCAAUCCCUGGCCAGGGGUGCACUUGCUGUCCUUGAGAGGCUGGGGGCCAGGUUCCCCAGGACCCCUUCCCACUGCUGCUUCCUGGGGGGCUCCCAACCUGAGCAGGCAAGAGAGGAGCCGUUGCGGUGGCUCGGCACAUGAGGGCUUCCCAUCCUCCGUUUCCUUUCUCCUCUCCCUCUGGGGAAGGGUCAGAGCCAGGGUGGGGCGUGGGAGUCAGGGGUGGAGGGUCCGGCCCCCCCGGGAACCCUGGCCAGGCUCGCCCACGUCCCCCUUUCCCAUAGGCGUGUCGGCCGGCCUCCUGGGCACCAACGACAACGAGGCUGCCAACGAGCUGAUGCUACCGGACGGCACCCUGGCCCACGGCCUGGAGGAGCUCGGCCUCGCCUGGCAGCUGGGUGGCGACUGUAGGGCCGUGGAGAAAACUCACGAGUGCCCCCAACAGAGCCCCACCUGCCGGGCCUUCUUCCAGGACCCCCGUUCCUGCCUGGGGAACUGCUUCAGUGUGGUGGACCCCACCCCAUUUCUCAGCCUGUGCACCCAGGACACCUGUGGCACCCAGGAGCUCUUUCCUGCCUGCAACCUGGCUGCCGCCUACAUCCACCUGUGUGCCCGGGGCUUCGUGCCCCUGGACCCUCCUCCACAGUGUGAGAGAGAAUCCCAGGCAGCUGCCACCCUCAGCACAGAGCCUGAUGCAGGGCUCGAUUUCAUGACUCUGGGAUUGUGACCUGAGCCACAAUCAGAAGUCAGACGCUCACCCAACUGGGCUACCUAGGCACCCCUGGAAACAUCCUGAUCAAAAUGCAGAGGAAAACAUGGCCCAAGAACACUCAGAUCAACGGAACAGAAAAGAGAACCCAGAAAUGGACCCACAAAUGUAUGGCCAACUCAUCUUUGACAAAGCAGGAAAGAAUAUCCAGUGGAAUAAAGACAGUCUCUCCAGCAAGUGGUGCUGGGAAAACUGGACAGCGACGUGAAGAAUGAACCUGGACCACUUUAUUACACCAGACACAAAAGUCAACUCGAAAUGGAUGAAAGACCUCAAUGUAAGACAGGACGGCAUCAAAAUCCUCGAGGAGAAAGCAGGCAAAAACCUCUUUGAUGUUGGCCGCAGCAACUUCUUACUCAACGGAGGCAAGGGAAACAAAAGCAAAAAUGAACUACUGGGACCUCAUCAAAAUAAAAACUUCUGCACAGCUAAGGAAACAGUCAGCAAAACUAAAAGGCAACCGACGGAAUGGGAGAAGAUAUGUGCAAAUGACAUAUCAGACAAAGGGGUUAGUAUGCAAUAUCUAUAAAGAACUUAUCAAAGUCAAUGCCCAAAAAAACAAAUAAUCCAGUGAAGAAAUGAGCAAAAGACAUGAAUAGACACUUCGCCAAGGAAGACGUCCAGAUGGCCAACCGACACAUGAAAAAUUCUUUAACAUCACUCAUCCUCAGGGAAAUGCAAAUCAAAACCACAAUGAGAUACCACCUCACACCUGUCAGAAGGGCUCACAUCAACAACUCAGGCAACAAGAGAUGUUGGCGAGGAUGCGGAGAAAGAGGAUCUCUUUUGCGCUGCGGGUAAGAAUACAAGCUGGUGCAGCCACGCCGGAAAACAGUAUGGAGGGUCCUCCAAACGCUAAAAAGAGAACUACCCUACCACCCAGCAAUGGCACUACUAGGCAUUUACCCACGGGAUACAGGUGUGCUGUUUCGAAGGGACACGUGCACCCCCAUGUUUAUAGCAGCACUGUCCACAAUAGCCAAAGGAUGGAGAGACCCCAAAUGUCCACCGAUGGAUGGAUGGAUAAAGCAAAUGUGGUAUAUAUGUACAACAGAGUAUUAUUCGGCAAUCAAAAAGUGU